CUUAAUCUAAUCCACACUGCCGUUUACAGAUUGUUGCUAUGAUGCACAACAGGCAAAUUGCAGUGUUUCAAACUGUCACAAAUUUUGGGACACUCGUUUUGUAACAGGGUCGCUGAUCUCAUAGUGUUUCGUGACUAAAGAUAAGAAUAAGACCGAUAGUGGGCUCUGUUUACGCCUUUUCCAUUUACAAGUGUUGUCACAGAUACAAUUUAAUCAUAAAACAAGUGCAACACACAGUGGAUGUAUACAUCAGAGAUUUCAAACUGUCCACAAAGUCACCGCACAUCAGAGUAUUUCCGAAGCUUGUUGUGGCCAGCAAAGUAUUUUAAAAGGUUGUAAUGAUCUAACAUCAAAACGCGGCCAUACGUUUACGUAUUUUCUAUCUCCAGUUUAAUAACAUAGUUAAAUAACAAGGAAUAGAGUAUAAAAGAGUAUACCUGACACUGUGUGGGUACAGUACGGACAGGGGUUCCCAUACUUGCACGUCUGAGAGGCUGUGGUCUGCACAGUUGCAAGCAUGACGAGAAUCAUCUUGCUCGUUUGGUCCUUAGUCGCUAUCGCUUGCGGCUCAGUCUCAAACGACACCCCGUGGCGCACAGGAACGUCCAACUGUUCCUGUCUGGAGGAGCUAGCAAAUCAACAGCUCGUGAUCAACGACCUCGCCAACACCGUGAACACGCUAGCAGACCGACUGUCCCAGAUGGAGACCACCGUCGUGGCCACUCAAACCCUGGCUAGCCUGGACCACGCUCUCGGUACCGAGCUCAACCCCGCCUCCUCCUGUCUUCACAUCAAACAGAACAACCCCUCCAGCCAGGACGGUGCCUACUUCCUUAUCGGGAAGGACGGAACCAUCUACCAGACCUACUGCGACAUGACCACGGCCGGAGGCGGCUGGACGCUGGUCUCCAGCGUGCACGAGGACGACAUGUACGGCAAGUGUACAGCCGGGGAUCGCUGGACCAGCACCCGAGGGAACAACCACAACUACCCCGGAGGAGAUGGCAACUGGGCCAACGUGCACACCUUCGGCUCCAUGGGGUCGGCCACUACAGACGACUACAAGAACCCAGGCUACUUCAGCAUCCACGCCUCCAACGUCAUGCUGUGGCACGUACCGAACAACGUACCACCAAAAGAGUACAAAACCGCCGCCUACCUACGGUACCGCACAUCCACCGGUUUCCUCGAGGACUUUGGAGGCAGCCUUUACUCGCUCUUCAAAGAUCACUUCCUCAUCGGCCACAACUUGGGCACGUACACCCACGACAACGGUCCGGCCAUCCCCAUUGUGUACGAUCAGGGCAAUAAUACUCUUGUCGAGUCACUGUUGCCUCCGAACAUCCUGCAACAACAUGAAGCCGUCCCCGGGUUCGUGCAGUUUCGGGUCUUCAACUACGAGAGUGCCUGCCAUGCAGUUUGUCCAGGCGUCAACUUCGUCGGUGGCAACUCCGAGCACGUGUGUAUCGGUGGAGGUGGAUACUGGGUGGAAGGUGGAUCAAGCCAGUGCGGUGACUACGUCUCCAAGGACUGGGAUGGCUACGGUACCGGACAUGGCUGGAGCGCGAACCGGCUGGUCACUGAGUCCGUCAUCAUGUUCUUUUACCGCUGAGGUCCGUGAAUCUCCGACCGACUUACAGGAGGAUGUCUCUGUAAGAUGCAAACUCACAACUGUAUCUUUGAUUUAGAUCUGUUUUAGAAAUAAAUGAAUGCAAAAAAUUACCUCAUGA
Molecule: messenger RNA, 1730 nt
Organism: Branchiostoma floridae (Florida lancelet)
Lineage: Eukaryota; Metazoa; Chordata; Leptocardii; Amphioxiformes; Branchiostomatidae
Product: intelectin-1a-like
Exons: 2
Coding region: 518-1612 (364 amino acids)
Molecular function (GO): oligosaccharide binding
Source: RefSeq, a predicted model, not a curated record